CUUCCAUUAUCGCCGGCUUAUUUCCUAGGCAUUCUCGUAGCCUUGCAAAUACAAACAGUUGUACAUGCUACUAAUUUUAAUCUGCAAUGUCAAACACGAACAGGGGAGGAAAAACGGCUUUUAAAAACACAAUUGCAACCAUGCGGCUCCUCAAAUAUCAGUCAUGGAGACAAAAUGCUCAGUAAAUGCUCCAAUUAUAAUAUUUACUAGGUAUAAUUUAUUUGUGUCUGGGCUACAUAAGUAUCAAUGAGCUGUCCCGUCGGAGUCAGUAAAUCUGUCAGAAGCAGUAAUGGUUAUGAAUGAUAUUAUUAAUCUCUCUACAUUUUAUGGCCUGCAGUUCCCACUUACCUCUGCAGUUCUAUAAGGGAGCAUAUGGUUAUUUUCAAACACAUCAGUUUCUCUCACUGAAGGCUUAAAGUAAUAAUAAUUGUAAACAAUUCAGAUGGUUAGCUUUGGGCACAUGCAAUGGUGUUGGUUAUCUACCCUCUUUUUCUCUGUGACGUUGCCUUUUGCCAGUCUGUCAAACAGUAUCGUUUUUCAAAACACCACCUGACCACCAACUCUGACCUCGAUUAGAUUACUUACACUGUUACCGCUAAGCUUUAAAGUAAUGCUGUCCAGCGCUGCUGCAUUUACCCUAAGAGCUUCAUGAAAAAUAGCGUUUCUGGGAUGCCUUCAGUACCUGGAGCCUUAAGAGGUGCACCUUAUGGGAAUUACAUUUGUCAUAUGUUUCAAGGAGCCUCAUGGGCCGACAGAUCUCCCCUUCAUGAAGCUGCCUUUCAAGGGCGCCUCCUCUCGUUGAAAACCUUGAUAGCACAGGGGUUCAAUGUGAACAUUGUUACAAUAGACCAUGUUUCUGCUCUUCACGAGGCUCGCUUGGGUGGUCAUGUUGCUUGUGCAAAAGUGUUACUGGAACAUGGUGCUCAGGUGAAUGCAGUCACUAUAGAUGGGAUCACACCUCUGUUUAAUGCUUGCUGUCGUGGCAGUGCCCCUUGCGUCGAUAUGCUGCUUGAAUUUGGUGCCCGGCCGCGGCUGGAGAAUCAUUUUGCUUCCCCAAUUCAUGAAGCUGUCAAGAGAGGCCACAGGGAGUGUAUGGAAAUUCUUUUAGCCAAUGGUGUUGAUGUGGACCAAGAAAACCUACAGCAUGGAACAGUACUGUAUGUGGCCUGUGUGAAUCAAAGGACAGACUGUGUCAAGAAACUUUUAGAACUAGGAGCUAGUGUCAACCUGGGUAAGGGACUGGACACACCACUUCAUGCAUCCGCUAGAAAAUCAAGUGCAGAAAUUGUCAACUUGUUAACAGACUAUGGGGCCAGCUUGAAAUGUAGAAAUUCCGAAUUAAAAUGUGCUCUUGAUCUUGCUGCACCUAAUAGCUCUGUUGAACGGGCACUGUUGCUUCGGGAAGGCCCUCCUAGGCUGGCCCAACUGUGCCGACUGUGUAUCCGAAAAUGCUUGGGCCGAUCAUGCCUUUAUUUAGUCCACAAACUACACUUACCUGAACGACUUGAAGAUUUUCUUUUGUUCCGAUAACCUUACAGUUCUUUGUAGGCUAAUAGAAUCAAUGAAAAAGAUUGUUUACUCUUAAUGUAAUGAAAACCAGGGUGAAUAUUAACAAAGGCAUAUGAAGUUUAAAAACGUAAUAUAGCAAGCUUGAAAAGAGCAUCUGUGCAUUAUUUUCUGUGCAAAGCUUGUUUUGGACGUUGAAAGUUUGCUUUUCAAAUGUUUAGCCAAAAUGAAGCAGUUUCUAUGUAGUCACAGCAAAAUGGGCUCUAGGGUUCUUCUCAUACCUUCCCAAUGGUUUAUUGUACCUCUUUGUAUUAGAGCACAACAUCCGCAGCACAUCCAUAUUCCUACAUUUUAACCAGUGUAUAUGUUCAGUAAGUCCAUUAAAUGUUUUUCAUUUUAAUUAAACACACCUGAACUUACCUGAAAGUUUCUUUGUUCUUUGUUAUUUGAUAAGCAGAGCAUAUAAUUCAACUGUCAUAUGCUUUUUAAGGCCACUAAAAUUCAGAACAGGAUUAGCCCAACGCCUAGAAGAUGAAAAUACAACUGGUAUAACAACAAAGUCAUACUUUCUCAUCUGCUUUAAAAGAGGAGGAAGGGGAUCCAUUAAUGUUGACAUUAUCACAGGCACAUACAGUAUGAAGCGGAACAAACGGAUUCACGGGAAAUGGUUGAUUGCUUAGUUUCUGAAAAGAUAAAUGACACUGAAUCAGUAACAUCUAGUCCAUUAUAGAAAACAGUUCUCUUUCUGCCUGUGAAAAUUACCUGUAUUUUUUGCCAUUAAAAGCUAACUCUACGUAUAUGUACACAGGAGCGCUCUCUGAGACCAGGUGAACAUUUUGAAUCUUGGUGGAUCUAUUUCAGAAAUGUUUUGCUAGGGUUGGUUGACAUACUUCCAAAAGUAAAAACCAGAGCCCCUAAGUUGUUGAGCUUUUUUUUAGACAAACCCCUAAGUUUGAGGCGUUUCCCUCCCAAAAAACACAAAUGUGCUUUUUCAAUAAUUAACUUGCUUAAGAUCCAGAUUCCAGGACAAAGCGUCACCUUUUCGGCAAUUUACCCUAGAUGUUAAUUCCGUCUUUGAAAUCCCAGACAUACGGCAGCCCUAGUUUUGUUCUCUCUUCCACAAAACACCAGUUCGUUUUGUCAAAUAUGAAACUUUUUGCCAAUUCAUGUUCACUAUUCCCUGUGAUAUCCGAGUGCCAAGCAAUCUCACUAUUAUUUAGACAGAGUGCACAGUAAUGCAGGUUUACUGCUGCAUUGCUCAGAGCCAGUUAUGUGACAAGGUGACUUGUCUGACGCAUAAGAAAAUGCCAAUGACCCAUCUAGUCUAGCAUCCUGUUCUCACAGUGGACAAACAGGUGCCUGUGGGAAAUAUGCAAGCGACCUGUUCCA
Molecule: messenger RNA, 2895 nt
Organism: Zootoca vivipara (common lizard)
Lineage: Eukaryota; Metazoa; Chordata; Lepidosauria; Squamata; Lacertidae
Gene: ASB11
Product: ankyrin repeat and SOCS box containing 11
Biological process (GO): positive regulation of protein catabolic process; intracellular signal transduction; protein ubiquitination
Molecular function (GO): protein binding
Source: RefSeq, a predicted model, not a curated record